This is a messenger RNA of Salvelinus fontinalis (brook trout), 4483 nucleotides long. Its product is annotated as secretory carrier-associated membrane protein 1-like. The record is from RefSeq and is a predicted model, not a curated record. Gene Ontology annotation, biological process: protein transport. Bases 183 to 1199 code for a protein of 338 amino acids. Gene Ontology annotation, cellular component: trans-Golgi network membrane; recycling endosome membrane. The transcript is spliced from 9 exons. NCBI's taxonomy places the organism in Eukaryota, Metazoa, Chordata, Actinopteri, Salmoniformes, Salmonidae.
UACAGGGGCAAGCAAAGCACACAUCACUUCCGAGAUCCUGCCAUUUUGCUGCUGAUGCUCAAAGCAAGCAGCGUCCAGACUAGCUGGUGCUGGCUGCAGCCAUUGUUUUGAAGUACAGCUGAUUUUUUUUUUUUAACGAGACUAAAUCAGUUUUUAACAAUUGAAGACGUCAUCAAAGUAGAAUGUCAGAUUUCGACCACAACCCGUUCGCGGACCCUGAAUUCAAUAACCCUUUUCAGGAUCCGUCGGUGACCCAAGUAACACAGAAUGCUCCUCCAGGGUUGGAAGAGUACAACCCCUUCACAGAUGCCAAGCCGGUCCACCCUGGCCCAGCGCCUAAAGUACCACCCCCACCCACCACCACCACCAACACACAACCAGCCAUCAUGAAGCCUACUGAAGAACCUCCUGCAUACUCACAGUCACAGGAGCAGGCGUGGGCGGCUACAGAGCUGCUGAGGAGACAGGAAGAGCUGGAGAGGAAGGCCGCCGAGCUAGAUCGCCGCGAGAGAGAGAUGCAGUCGCUCAGCACAUCAGGAGGUAGGAAAAACAACUGGCCUCCUCUCCCGGAGAAGUUCCCCGUGGGCCCCUGUUUCUACCACGACAUCACAGUGGACAUCCCUGUGGAGUUCCAGAAGACUGUCAAGAUCAUGUACUACAUCUGGAUGUUCCACACGGGGACGCUGUUCGCCAACAUGUUGGGCUGUCUGGCCUGGUUCUGUGUGGAUGCGACCAAGGGAGUGGACUUUGGUCUGGCCAUGCUCUGGUUCAUGAUCUUCACCCCCUGCUCCUUCGUCUGCUGGUACAGACCCCUCUAUGGAGCUUUCAGGAGUGACAGCUCGUUCCGUUUCUUUGUAUUCUUCUUCGUGUACAUCUGUCAGUUUGGCGUUCACGUGAUGCAGUCCAUCGGCAUCACCGGCUGGGGCGCCAGUGGGUGGAUCUCUGCUCUGACUGGUCUGAAUAAGAGCAUCCCUGUUGGCAUCAUCAUGAUCCUCAUCGCUGCUCUUUUCACCGCCCUGGCUGCAAUGUCGCUCAUCAUGUUCAAAAAGGUCCAUGGCAUGUACCGUACCACAGGGGCCAGCUUUGAGAAGGCCCAGGCCGAGUUUGCCACGGGCGUCAUGGCCAACAAGACGGUCCAGACCGCCGCUGCCACCGCCGCCUCCAACGCCGCCAGCGGAGCCUUCAAGCAACAGAUCUGAUUGGCCCCUGGAGCCCGUCCUAUUUCUUCACUCCGUCCAAUCCAGCCCCGCCCCCCCUCGAGCCGAGCUCAAGCUUCCCUGCCCUCCUAACCUAGCUCUACUCGCAUGACUAGGAUGAGACCAUAGAGAGAGGUAGAGGGCUCGUCUCUGCAUCUGUGGCGUUUUAGUCGUCUGUGACAGCAUGGGGCAGCGCCAUUGAGGCUACAACCCAUGAAAAACAUACUGACCCAGUUGACUACUUUUUGAUUUCUUUAACCCCCUUAUGUCGAUGUCCGCGCCCCCAUGGAAAUCUAAUUAGCAUUAACAUAAUAAGCAUAACAAAACAAUCCCCGUAACAAUGUGUCAGUUUAAGCUCGGGAGAUGGUGUAUUGGAUGCGUCUCAGUCCACCGCAUGCGCCCAUGCCACACUUCCUCAUCCCAGUGAAAGGUGACGGAGCUAGAGCGGUGUUUGUCACACCAAGAGACGUUCUGCUCACAAAAUCAUCCGUAGCGUCCGAAUGGUUUGACCUAGAAAACUGUCUAUGGAAAGCUGGGACUCUCACGAACACAAUGGUGUUUUGCUCUACGACCCCCCCCCACACACACACACACACACACAACCAUCUUGGGACUCGUCUGAGGUCGGUACAGCCGAUCUGUAAACUUCUGUCUGUAGUUUCCGACCAGUUUGGGCUACACACUAAUACCUCUCUGUGGGAAAGCAGUAAUCUCAUGAUCACAAACAUGUUGGUUGUUUUUCUCUAGGACGCCCACAGGCCUCACAAGACUCAUAUAAAAGGUCCCCCGGUACAAGUUUAAAACAUUUAUGAAAGUAUAUAUGGAGACUGUUUAGUGCCAGAAAUAAGGGGUUAAAUGCAUGUAAUGAAAAAUAACAUAUGUCCUGAUCUUUCUAAUUUCUCUGAUAUAGGACAGACACAACAAACUUCCUUUAGAUUUUUGGGGGGGGGGUACUGUUGUUCCAUGUAGUGAAUGAUAUUCAAUGCGUUUGUAUGGGCUAAGAGCACUAAGGCUCAAUUUUUUUAAAAUAAACAUUAUACUUCAAGGGGUCUUAAAAAUCAAAUAGCAAAAUCAUCCUUAGUAUGACCUCUUAAAACAAUUCCAUAUAGCUUAGUAAAACCCCUCUCCCCUGGCUUAAAAUGGCGGAAGUACUCAAUGGCGCUGCCCAUGCUAAAAUGGUCUUUUGGCCAAUAGAGUUCUCUAUCAUUCUCUAUGGAUGACACCUAGAAGGAUGAGCCCAAUGAUGUCAUAGUAGAUGAAAGCAGGAAGUAGACAUGAGAGGCUUGUGUUUAAGUCGUUUCAUUCAGUUCCGUCCAGCUCCCAGUGCAGAUCUACAUCCUGUGGAAUCUAGAGGUUUAUGACAUCACCGUCUUAUCCUUCUCGUCUCAUCCACCAAUCCCUGCCUCUCAUCUUGCCCUGAGGGCUGUAACUCCGCUCACCGUAGUGGCUUUAUUAAAACACUCCUGUCCUGUGUCUGUCUGACCCCACACCACUUAGUCAUGUCACUAUACAAGUGUUUGCAAACUUUCCUUGAAGUGUGUGUGUGUGUGUGUGCAUAUGAAUAUUAGUGUCUCUAUAUGUUAAUGCCGAGGCCUAUACAUUGUGUACGUUCCACAUCCAGUUUCUGUCACUCCCUCUGAUGCAAGUCAAUUCCCUUCACCAAGACUCUAAUGGCUGUAGCUAUCCAUAAACGUACACGACUCAUUUAUUCACUGGAUUUAACUAAGUACCUUUAGAAAUGUUUAACACUUAAUGAAAACGAAACACUUGUUUUGAACCCUGCGCCAGUCAGGCGGAUAUGGCCACCAGUUAGUGGUCAGUCUGCCCUCUGUUGGUGAGACCUGGUAGUGUUGAUGAGUGCUGCGCAUUCCACAGCGUUGUCACCUCGGGAAUCGUCUAGACUGAUUCAUCUCAAGAAGCGAGUGUAAACCCAUCAGUUUUCUAAACGAGGAAGUGUCUCUGAAAUCAGGUUUGGUGUCUUGGUUAGAUUUUUUUCACGUUCUGUCUCAGCCUUGUCGUAUUAGUUUUUAAGCCUUGCCUUUUGAUAAGAUCUUUUGUUCUCAAUAACACUUUAUAAUAUAAACAAAGAGCCAGAUGACAGCGACCUAAAUGUCAUAGCCUCUAUCCUUGUCCCUUUGCUUUAGUGGUAACGUUGCACUUCACGUAGACAUCGCAUCACACACGCACGUCUGUAUACAUAUCCACCCACACCCCCAAAAGCCCGAUGCUUUCAAACCUGCAAAUGUAUGCUAGCUGAGCUGUAUGCUAACAACUGACUCCAGUGAGAGAGAGCUAGCUCGUCUCCAGCCUUGGUUUUCUAGCGGGGAUAUAUACAGUACCUCAGUUAGUGCUCUUUACGUGCAUGACCAAGCUUGCUGAUCUACAGGACACCGCUCUGGUCUAGGCCUCUCUGUAUUAUAGAAGUCUAUGGUUUGUGAGUGAACUGAACUGUCUUGUUUUGAAGUUAAAAUGCUGUGCAUUAAGCUGAACCGGUCCAGGAAUCCCUGUUUCUCCAAACGCUCCAAGAACAGGCGAAAUCUCCCAGUAAUAUCAUUUGUCUAUGCUGCACGGAUGUGUCGACGCUGAUAGCCUAGUAUUCAUUGUAUGAUUGAGUGAAAGGAGCAGUUCCCCCACCCACCAACAAGUGUUUUAGGCCAGCAAUUUUUUUAUGCUCCUUUUUAAAUAUAUAUAUAUAUAUAUCUUCCUGUUUUCCUUUUAGACUGAUAGUCAGUCAUCUCUCUGUGGUUUGUUAGUGUCUUGAGUUUAUGCCUGUGAAUGUUUGUGUGCCUGCGUGUGAGAGAAUGUUUGUGUGCUGAGCUACUUUGUUGUUCUUCCUCUUAAAUCUAAACAAAUGGCACCUGAAUGUUCCUGUUAGUAAUUUGUUGGCUUGAAAACAAUGGGGAGAAAAAAUGCAUCAACUGCUAAAUGUGAGAGUCAGUCGGUGGAAUUAAGCGACGUGAACUGUGCGUGUUUUGAGAUAGACUGUGGCUUUAACUUGUACUUUUUGAAUCAAUGACACAAGUAUGAAGUAGAAAACACUGAGAAUGAAAAUGAAAUUGGUCUUGCUCAUUUCUGACAAUGGAAUAAAUUGAAGUUAUUUAAAAGAAAGUGAGCAGUCUUUAAGGGAUGUUUGUAUAUUUUGUAAAGUUUGACGACUGGUCGGCUGGUACCCUGAAUUUCAUUUUACUGUACAGAAGCUCUGUCUCUCCUUCAAGUUGCAUGUUGAGUAGUUUGUUUUGUAUAUUGUAUUAAUGCUAAAUAAAAUUCUGAAGUCAACUCCACAGCCA